AUGGCCAGCUCACCCAUUCCAACCCACACAUCUUCUCCCAACUUCUCCUCCAACAAGGCGGGGCCCAGCAAGGGCAAGCAGCGUGCCUACCCUUUGAUCCCACUUCAUGGGAGGACCCGAGUAACACGGGCUAUGUCUAGGUCCAAUGCUCCGCAUUAUACGCUUGACCCCGCAGCUCUUAACAACAUACCAGAGGAGGAUGAACAGCGGGACCGGUUUGCUUCCUCCCCAGCCCUCCCACGCUCCCAGGUCACAGGUGCCUUGGAGGCCGAUUCAUUGGGCGAGGUCGACCCCAUUCACUCCCUCGGGCACACGGAUUCUCUGUUCGGGUGCCGGACAGAGCGACUGGACCUUCCUCGUCUAACCAUCCGGUUGCCAGGUGCCUCGUCGACUUUGCGCACAGCCUCUCGCCGCCGACUGCCCUCCCAGACCUCGCCUGGUCCUGAUGGAGAUGUCAACCCUCUCUGUUGCUUGCUCUCCCCAGCAGUAACUAGCACUCCGAGAACUUCCCAUGCGGGCAAUGUCUCCAUGCGCAUACAAGACCUCCUGAAUUCUGUACCCAGGUACCCUGCUGCAGCUGCGUCGUCUCGCUCUGGGAAUUCUGAGGACCGACAGGCCAGUGCUGUCUCCGGCCAUGGUCCGGUGGCAUUUCAUCGGGGCCGAUCGCUUGCAGACAUGUCCGUCUCCCGGUUGCUAUCUGACACCAUCGCCCGCCCACGGAGAGCGAGCCGUUCCCCAGAUGGUGCACCCCCGCACAACCGUCGGCGAAUAUCCACCUCAUUCCAUUCACCGCCGGCAUUUGCUUCACUCCUCCCUGCCUUCCAGUCUCCGGAAAAUGCCUCCUUCAUUCACGACUUUGUGCCACCUGUCCAGUCACAGCAACUUAGGUCCUCUCGUCAUACAUCGCACCGUCAAGGUCCCAACCUUGCCCCUGUCUCCCACUCUCACCUUGGCACUCAGGACCCUCACCGUCGGGCACGCUCACGCUCCCCACCUCCACGCCACCCUCAGAGGCACGACCGCUCCCAGUCACCAUCACCAAGAUGGUACCACUCUCGUUCUCGAUCGCCUAUGGAACGUCGAUCAGGUAGCUCAGCUGUGGCAUUGCCAGACCCAAGCGAACAGGACCACACUAUGGCUGUCUCCCAGAUGGUACGGAUUCUCCCCGAGGUCAUUACAGCCUUGCGAAAGGGUUGGCCAGAACACAUUUCUCUAGCCUACUUCAACCCGAAAAUGGUCUGCAGCAAUCCUGCCAAUCGCCGCCGCUCUGACAACACAGUCUCCCUCUCGGGCACCGACUUGCGGAUCAAAUCCAAGGAUCUCUCCCAUUUUGACCUCGCUUGA
Lentinula edodes (shiitake mushroom) is the source of this 1344-nucleotide messenger RNA. RefSeq lists its product as uncharacterized. Bases 1 to 1344 code for a protein of 447 amino acids. The record is from RefSeq and is a predicted model, not a curated record. The transcript is spliced from 3 exons. Lineage: Eukaryota; Fungi; Basidiomycota; Agaricomycetes; Agaricales; Omphalotaceae.